AUGGAUACUGAUUUGAAAAAAAAAAAUAUCGAAGUAUCUUCAUAUAUUGCUGAAGAAACUAUAAGAUCAGAUUGUUCAGAUGCCAAUGAUGAAUCACCUUCGAUGGAAUUAAAAAAUUCCAGUUUACGUAACCCUGAUUAUUUUAACUCAACUACACAAGAAUAUGCUUUUAUAUUCUCUUGUAUGCUGAGUCAAUUAUUAAACUUAGCAGGUACGACGCAAACUUUAUCAAUUAUGAAUGUGUUAACAAGACAAUUACAUUCUUCAGAUUCUCUUAAAGUAUGGCUGGUGGCAUCUUUUCCAUUGGUGUCAGGUUCUUUUAUUCUUGUAAGUGGAAGAUUGGGUGACAUCUACGGUUUGAAAAAAAUGUUAAUAUUGGGUUACGUCAUUUUAGUAAUAUGGUCGUUAAUUACUGGCCUGUCCGGUUACUCCCACAGUGGGAUUUUUUUCAUAAUAGCAAGAGCAUUCCAAGGUUUAGGUAUAUCAUUAGUGCUACCAAACGUAUUAGGUUUAAUUGGUAUGAUUUAUAAACCUGGCACAUUGAAAAAAAACAUGGUGAUAAGUAUAGUAGGAGCAAUGUCACCAAUUGGUGCUACCUUAGGUGGUUUAUUUUCAGGUCUAGUUGCUACUGAAAGCGAAGGAUCUUGGCCAUGGGCUUUUUACGCAUAUACUUUAGCCGCAUUUAUUAACACAUUCAUAUCUUAUUACUCCAUCCCAAAUAAUAUACCAACAAAUGUUAAUAGAUUAUCCAUGGAUUGGAUAGGUUCAUUUACUGGUGUUUUAGGUUUAAUUUUAUUCAAUUUUGUUUGGAACCAAGCUCCUGCUGACGGUUGGAAUUCUGCUUACCUCAUAGUUCUGUUAGUCAUUUCUGUCAUUGCCUUAAUAGCAUUUGGUAUUUAUGAAUUGAGAUAUGCAGAAAAUCCAUUAUUACCAAGUGAAAUUAUUCGUAACAGACAGCUGAUUAUGAUAUUAACUGCAAUGACAUUCGGUUGGGGUUCUUUUGGUAUUUGGACCUUUUACUAUUUCUCAUUUGUAUUAAACUUAAGAAAUUAUUCUCCAUUGUGGGCUGGUGGCUCUUAUUUUAUUUUCGUUAUCUCAGGUACAAUAACCGCCAUAUCUUGUGGUUUCCUAAUGAAAAAAAUACGUCCUGCUGUUUUAUUAACAUUUUCAAUGGUUGGAUUCAAUUUAGGUUGCAUUAUCUUUAGUGUGACACCUGUUCAUCAAACAUAUUUCAGAAAUAUAUUAGGCACAAUGAUCAUUUUACCACUUGGUAUGGAUUUGUCCUUCCCUGCAUCAUCAAUUAUUCUAAGUGAUAACUUACCAAACCAACAUCAAGGUAUGGCAGGUUCAUUGGUAAAUACAGUUAUUAACUACUCAAAUUCAUUAUUCUUAGGUAUUGCUGGCACAGUCGAACAACAUUGCAAUAAAAAUGGAACAGAUCUUUUACGUGGAUACAGAGGAGCUCUAUAUUUUGGUAUCGCAUGUUCUGGUGUUGCUGUUUUAAUUGCAGGUUUAUAUAUGGUCGAAACAAUAUUCGAUUCAUAUAAAGAUCGUAAGGAAAAAGAUUGUGAAAACUGUGAACAAUAA
Molecule: messenger RNA, 1587 nt
Organism: Vanderwaltozyma polyspora DSM 70294
Lineage: Eukaryota; Fungi; Ascomycota; Saccharomycetes; Saccharomycetales; Saccharomycetaceae
Gene: ATR1
Product: borate transporter
Exons: 1
Coding region: 1-1587 (528 amino acids)
Biological process (GO): transmembrane transport
Cellular component (GO): membrane
Molecular function (GO): transmembrane transporter activity
Source: RefSeq, a predicted model, not a curated record